This is a messenger RNA of Dentiscutata erythropus, 1950 nucleotides long. The record is from the annotation of a GenBank genome assembly. Lineage: Eukaryota; Fungi; Glomeromycota; Glomeromycetes; Diversisporales; Gigasporaceae.
AUGGACGGAGAACGGAGAAAAGAAGAGUUAGCAAAGAAAAGGCAAAAGCUUGCUGAGCUUAGGCGUGCAAGAGAGGAACGCAAGCAAGUCUUUAGCAAUAAUCAAGCAUCAACAGCAACUGAACCGAUUAAGGCCACAGAUUUGGAAAGGGAUCGUAAGGAUAAAGAAAUCGAUUUAGAUAUUCUUGUUAAAUCGUUAUUAGCUGAUAAAGCUGCUGGACGUCCCGGAACUCCGUCGAAUGCAGAAGAUUCUGAUAGUUCUGAUAAAGGCCGAGCUGAAAAAGGAAGAAACUUUUCUAUUUCUAUGCACUCACAUUAUUCACCAUCUCCAAGUACUUCGGUUCCUCCAAGCCCUCAAAUACCAACACUAAGUGCUCGUUAUAUUCCCGAUUUCUCAUCGUUCGAUGCUGUUAUAUUAGAUAUUGCUCCUAAGGAAAUAGUUUUAUAUAGUAAAGAAGUGCAGACUUCUGAAAACUCUUUUGGUCCACCGCCACGUUCAGAGGAGGAAAUUCGUACAGAUAUUUUAAAAGAAUUUGAAGAAAAAGAAAGACUUGAACGACUUGCCCAGGAAGAAGAACGGGCGAGAUUAGAAGCCAAAAAGAAAGAAAAUCAAAGAGUCAAACAGAUAAACGAUGAUGAAAAGAAGAGAAUUAUUAAUUCAGCUGAAUUUGCUGAAUUUGUUGACCAUACUACCAAAAUCGUUGAGAGAGCUCUUAAUGAAAAUUAUGACUUUAUGAAAGAUUAUAGUGUUAGUAAAGAUGUAGAAAGUGAUGAAAAGACAGGGGCUCGUGUCAAAUAUAUGUGCUCAUUUUUUGAUGACAGAUGGAGUAAAAAUCGAUCAGUUACUGAUGUUAAUUGGUCGAAAAAAAAUCCUGAACUUGUGGUUGCUUCAUAUAAUAAAAAUCCAAUCGCAAUGAAUGAACCGGAUGGAGUUGUUUUAGUGUGGAGUUUACGAUUACUUGAACGUCCAGAAUUCAUUUUCCAUUCACAGUCGGAUGUACUUACUGUUGCAUUCUCAGAUUUUCAUCCAAAAUAUGUUAUUGGUGGCACUUAUUCUGGACAAAUAGUGCUAUGGGAUAUGAGAGCAAAAUCUUUACCUGUUGUCAGAACUCCUCUUUCUGCCAAUGGACAUACCCAUCCUGUUUAUUCUAUGCAAAUGGUGGGUACUCAAAAUGCUCACAAUCUCAUCACUGCAAGUACGGACGGAUUAGUAUGUUCUUGGGAAUUAGACAAAUUACUCGAACCUCAGGAACAUUUAGAAUUGGUACAUUCUGGACAUAACAAAACUGAUGAGGUUUCAGUUACUGCCCUUGGAUUCCCAGAUAAUGAAACUGCUGCUUUCUGGGCUGGAACGGAAGAAGGUAUUGUUUAUCAAGCCAAUCGAUAUGGUGGUGCUAGGGGCAAAGCUGGCAUUAAUCAAUACGAUUCUUACAGAGGUCAUUGGGGUCCAAUUACUGGUCUUCACUUUCAUCCUCUUUUUGGUCCAUUAGACUUUUCUGACUUGUUUUUGACAUCUUCUGUUGAUUGGACUGUGAAAUUAUGGAGAGCAAAAUCUGUAUCAAAACCAUCAACAGCUCCGACAGUCAUUGCUCCAUUACAUUCCUUUGAAGGAUCAGACGAUUAUGUUUAUGAUGUUAAAUGGUCACCUUGUCACCCAGCGUUGUUUGGCUCAGUUGAUGGUACAGGAAAAUUCUCUGUAUGGAACUUGAAUGUUGAUACUGAGCCUAUUGUAAAUACUCAAGUUGGUCAAGGCAAAGCAUUGAAUAAGAUUCAAUGGGAUAAAGAAGGAAGAAGGACAGCAAUUGGAUCUUCUGAUGGGCGUGUUCAUAUUUAUGAUAUAGGAGAGUUAUGCAUCCCGAGAGAAAAUGAAUGGGCUCUUUUACAAAAAUCUGUUUCUGAAUUAAUUAAUACCACUGAAAGUCAUAGCGGAAGAUAUGCACUUGCAAAAUAA